AUGGUGAAAAAAUUAUAUGGUGAUGAUAGUAAUUUUGGAUGGGAUAAUGGAUUUAAUGAUUGGAAAAAUGGAUUUGAUCGCAUAAGAUCACAUGAGAAUUCAUCAGAACAUAAAACAAAUAUACCAAAGGGAAUACCAUCAUAUCUAUCGAAAAAUAUUUAUGAAGAAGUUAUUAUUAAAAUACACAAAUCUUUAACAAAUGUUAUCUUAGCAGAACUUAAAAGGGGAAAAUAUUACUCCAUUAUUGUUGACUCCACCCCUGAUAUUUCUCAUGUGGAUCAAUUAGUAUUUGCUAUCCGGUAUGUGUGUCUAAAUGGUGAACCUGUUGAACAAUUUUUGUUGUUUAUGUUAAAUAUUGGACAUAAAUCUAAGGAGCUAAAAGAUGCAGUUGUAAGAAUACUUUCUGAUUAUGAAAUUACAAUAGAAAAUUGCCGUGGUCAAAGUUAUGACAACACUUUCAGUAUAUCUGGCCCAUAUACAGGUUUACAAGCCAGAAUAAAGGAAUUAAAUCCCAAUGCUGAAUAUUAUAUUCCUUGA
Molecule: messenger RNA, 537 nt
Organism: Rhopalosiphum padi (bird cherry-oat aphid)
Lineage: Eukaryota; Metazoa; Arthropoda; Insecta; Hemiptera; Aphididae
Exons: 3
Coding region: 1-537 (178 amino acids)
Source: RefSeq, a predicted model, not a curated record